Harpegnathos saltator (Jerdon's jumping ant) is the source of this 1723-nucleotide messenger RNA. RefSeq lists its product as uncharacterized. The record is from RefSeq and is a predicted model, not a curated record. Lineage: Eukaryota; Metazoa; Arthropoda; Insecta; Hymenoptera; Formicidae. Bases 505 to 1629 code for a protein of 374 amino acids. The transcript is spliced from 4 exons.
CUUCGAUCUUCUUCCUUCGCCAUUUUCAACUUAAUCAAAUUCGUUCAAUCGUUCUCUCGCACUUGCUGGAAUGCAUUUCAUCCGUUAAAGCGACAAUUUUAUUCGUUCAAGUAGUUUUUUCGCUCACCACAUGACCACUUGCGCUAAGCUCAUUAUAAGUAAUAUAAUAGACUCUUUUUAUUCACAUAUGUCGUAUUCUUCUUAGACUCUUUCAGAAUGAAACGAAACGGUCGUCAGCCGUAUAAAAGAGAAAGAGAUAGAAAUCAUAAAGGAAUGCAGACAAUGCAGCCGCAAUGGGAGCAAACUGUCGACCUCGCAACGAGUUGUAAUCCGGAGCUUUGAAACGACGACGAAACGGCGCGGUCGCGAUAUCGAGCGACCCGGUGACCUCUCUAUGACGGGCGGAAUUGAUUAUUUUCAACAGGAGAGUCACCGUAAAAUAUACGCGGCUACAUCGACGCGACGGGCUAGAUGACACGCUAGGUAUGUAAGCGGUAGUCCGUCAUGGAGAGUCGCUCAGGCAGUAUAAAGGACCCGAUUUAUUACCCGGAGAACGCGGAGAACGCGUCGGCUAUCACGGCGAGCACCAGCGACGCUGACAAGAGCCAGCGCAGCUCUCUUGGCAGCCAGCAGGAGAUCAGCCUGGAGGAUGGCAACGCGCUCAAAGUGCCGCGCAAAUUUAUCACCAAUUGGCGGCAGGCCUGCGACCGAACGCGUGAUCGCACCAAGGAUCUUCUUAAAAGAUGGAGAACGACCGCGAGCAACGUCGAGGAACUCGCCGGUCCACCGACUGUCGCCGUACCGGAGCUCGAGCAACCUAGCUGGAGUGUGCACGUCUGGACUACCUGGGUGAGCCGCUUUCCGAGCGACGACAGUUUAUCCGCUAUCAACGAAUUCAGUAAAAGCGAAGGCUCACAAGCUUUGGCUCCUAUACAGCGCGAUAAGUUCUCUCACUUCUUCAUGUACCUCUUGGACCAUGAUAGGGACGGUUAUGUCGGCAGGAAGGACUUUGCAAUACUUUCGGAGCGUUUGAGAAGAUUCGCCGACUGGUCGUGGAACGGUCCAGAGUACUUGAGAUUGCUGGAGAUCGAAACUGGAUUCGCCGGAUUGAUCCUGCAGGACAAAAAGGGGCCCAUGGAAUCAGACAGGAAGAUCGAUCUCGAUGACUGGUUGUCCUGGUGGGCGCAGAUUGUCGCACCGCCGGACGGAGCCAGCUACAACGACAUGCCGUUUUGGAUCAAAGUCAUGCCGCGGGUGUUUUUCCUCGCGAUAAACAGAUCCGGAAGCGGAAUGAUCAGCAAGAAGGAACUCGCGGCCUUUUACAGCUCCGUAGUCGGCCUGGACACUGACAGGAUAAACAAGUGCCUGGACACCGCAUACGACUCUAUGACUUCGAAUGGAGAUCAUCCUCUCGGCUGGAUACAAUAUCAGUUGGUGUUCGCUAACUUCUUGUUCGGCCGCGGCCCCUUCGGUCCUGGGGAACACUUCUUGGGCAUGACGGACUCCUGCAUGAUCCGAGGUAACACCAUACCGUUCCCUAUCGACUAUUCCGCGAUGAACACACCGCGGGACAAGCUGGAGGUCUACAGUCCUCAUUGCAAGAGCAACCGGCGCAGCGUCGUAGUUUAACGGUAAAUCUCAUCGCGAGAAAGAGAAAGAGAGAGAGUUCCCUCUGAUUAGUAGCGCAACGUGCACAAUCAUUCCUUGAGUGCCUCAUACCAUG